This is a messenger RNA of Dalotia coriaria, 1671 nucleotides long. RefSeq names its product adenylosuccinate lyase (gene AdSL). Gene Ontology annotation, cellular component: cytosol. The record is from RefSeq and is a predicted model, not a curated record. NCBI's taxonomy places the organism in Eukaryota, Metazoa, Arthropoda, Insecta, Coleoptera, Staphylinidae. Gene Ontology annotation, molecular function: (S)-2-(5-amino-1-(5-phospho-D-ribosyl)imidazole-4-carboxamido) succinate lyase (fumarate-forming) activity; N6-(1,2-dicarboxyethyl)AMP AMP-lyase (fumarate-forming) activity. Gene Ontology annotation, biological process: 'de novo' AMP biosynthetic process.
GUCAGUUAGUAACGAAAUCGAAGCGCGAGUCUAACCUAUUCAUAUUCGGGCGGUCACGCGAGCAACGUGCGAACGUUUUCUCUUAUAUUUCAACACCACGUUCACAGGUCUCGUUUUUCACGGCUUUGAUAGCAAAAUGGCUCAACAAGUCGACAACGCUGAAUUCUGCAAUUACCGUUCCCCGUUAAGCACUCGCUAUGCCUCCAAGGAAAUGCAGUACAACUUCAGUGAUCAGAAGAAGUUCUCUACGUGGAGACAACUGUGGGUGAAUUUGGCCAAAGCCGAAAAGGAGUUGGGACUGAAUAUCGAGGAUGAUCAAAUUAAAGAAAUGGAAGCCAACUUACAAAAUAUCGAUUUCAAUGCGGCCGCUGAGGAGGAAAAGGCCACCCGUCACGAUGUCAUGGCUCACGUACAUGUUUUUGCCCAACAAUGCCCAAAAGCUGCUCCUAUUAUUCAUUUAGGAGCGACCUCAUGUUUUGUCGGGGAUAACACCGAUCUGAUCGUAAUUAAAGACGGCUUCGAUAUUCUACUUCCUCGACUCGCAGCAGUCAUCAAGAAUCUCGCUCAUUUUGCGCAGGAAUACCGUACUAUGCCCACCCUUGGUUUCACUCAUCUUCAACCCGCUCAGUUGACCACAGUAGGCAAACGAGCCACUUUAUGGUUGAACGAUUUAUUGAUGGAUGAGCGAGACAUUAAACGGGCUCGAGAUGAUUUGCGAGCCAGGAGUACUAAAGGCACCACAGGAACUCAGGCUUCUUUCCUACCUUUUGAUGGUAAUAAGGAGAAAGUGGCGCAAUUGGAUAAACUUGUUUCAAAGUUGAGCGGAUUUGAAAAGUCCUACCCUGUUACUGGACAGACGUACUCUAGGAAAGUCGACAUUCAGGUAGUGGGAGCCUUGUCCAGCUUGGGUAGCACCGUGCAUAAGAUGUGCAGUGAUCUGAGACUUUUGGCGAACAUGAAGGAAAUUGAGGAACCAUUUGAGAAGAGUCAGAUUGGCUCCUCAGCUAUGCCUUACAAGCGCAAUCCAAUGCGUAGCGAGAGGUGUUGCGCGCUGGCGCGCCACAUGAUGACGCUUUACGCCAACGCCACCCAGACCCAUUCCACCCAAUGGUUUGAACGCACCUUGGACGAUUCUGCCAAUCGUCGUAUGACGUUGAGCGAAGCUUUUCUAAGUGCAGAUGCAGUUCUACUGACGCUUUUGAACAUUACUCAAGGUUUGGUCGUCUACCCGAAGGUUAUUGACAGACACGUUCGCGCCGAGCUACCAUUCAUGUCAGCUGAAAAUCUAAUUAUGGCCAUGGUAAAGAAGGGUGGUGAUAGACAAAUUUGUCACGAAAAGAUUAGAGUACUCUCUCACGAGGCUGCUGCUCAGGUGAAACAACACGGAUUAGACAAUGAUUUAAUCCAGCGCGUUAAUGACCAGUACUUCGCUCCAAUCAUUAACGAGUUGGACGUACUUUUAGACCCAACAACAUUUACUGGAAGGGCUGCUGACCAAGUCACUGAGUUUCUUCAGGAAGAAGUUCAACCACUUCUUGAAGCGUACAAGAAGGAACUUGAGGGACACUCAGCUCCUGUUGUUCUUAACAUUUAAUGUUGUUAAUGUUAUUUUUGUUGAAAACACUAUAUAUGCAUAUCUGCAUAUUGAAAAAAUAAAGACACCUGAAAUUA